Messenger RNA from Myotis davidii, 552 nucleotides. Its product is annotated as zinc finger protein 551-like. The record is from RefSeq and is a predicted model, not a curated record. Gene Ontology annotation, biological process: negative regulation of transcription by RNA polymerase II. Lineage: Eukaryota; Metazoa; Chordata; Mammalia; Chiroptera; Vespertilionidae. The transcript has 2 exons. The annotation marks the transcript as partial. Gene Ontology annotation, molecular function: DNA-binding transcription repressor activity, RNA polymerase II-specific.
AUGAACUUUGAGGAUGUGGCCAUUGCCUUCUCUCAGGAGGAAUGGGGGCUACUUGAUGAGCCUCAGAGACUUCUCUACUGUGAUGUGAUGCUGGAAGUUUUUACACUUGUACCAUCUGUUGAAAAGCCAUAUAGGUGUAUUGAUUGUGGAAAGUCCGUCACUCUGAAGUCCAGACUCAUUCAACAGCACAAAGUCCACACUGGAGAAAAGCGCAAUGAGUGUCACGAUGCAGGAAGUCCUUCACUCAAAACUUUACCGUCACUCAACACCAGAGUUCACACUGGUGAAAAACCUUAUGAGAGUAGUGAAUGUGGGAAAUCUUUUACCUGCAUUAAUCACCUCCUUAUCCAUAAGAGAGUUCACACUGGAGAAAAUCUAUAUGACUAUAGUGACUGUGGAAAUUCCUUAGGCAACGCAGUAACUUCACUCAAUACCAGGGAGUUCACAGUGCUGCAAAACCUUAUGAGAGUAGUGAAUGUGGGAAAUCUUUUACCUGCAUUAAUCACCUCCUUAUCCAUAAGAGAGUUCACACUGGAGAAAAGCUAUAUGCAA